Molecule: messenger RNA, 1768 nt
Organism: Anopheles stephensi (Asian malaria mosquito)
Lineage: Eukaryota; Metazoa; Arthropoda; Insecta; Diptera; Culicidae
Product: ras-related protein Rab-35-like
Exons: 4
Coding region: 446-1054 (202 amino acids)
Biological process (GO): regulation of exocytosis; protein secretion
Molecular function (GO): GTPase activity; GTP binding
Source: RefSeq, a predicted model, not a curated record
CUGUAUGAACCUUGGCUGUCAGAGCUGCCCCUUGACAGAACGCGCUACACUGGAACGUACGUGCGUGUGUGUGUGGGAAAGGAAUCAUAAUUGUGACAAAAUUGUCUUAUGAUGUGAUUGCUGUCUCGCCGUUUUUUUGUGUUUCCUGCUCGUAAAAUCCGUUUUUCUUGUGUUUUCCUUUUCGUUCCGCCGCAAUCCCGGUGUGUCUGUGCGUGCGCUAUCCGUGGUCCGGCAGCAUCUUGCUUCCCGGAUGAUAUGUUUUGCGUUGUGUUGGGUUGUUGCUGAUCGAUAGAAAACACCGAUUAGCUAGCUGCUGUGAGCGGAGGAGUGCAACGAGCGAAGGAAGGAACCGAGCGCCCAGUUCCAGCAUUUACGUCCAGGGAAGGCGAGAGGAGGUUGUGCGUGUGGAAGUUGUGCGCGGUGCAGUUAAGGAAGUGGUCCGAUAAUGGCCCGAGAGUAUGAUCAUUUGUUUAAAUUGCUUAUUAUUGGCGACAGUGGCGUAGGCAAAUCGUCGCUGCUGAUACGCUUCUCCGACAAUACAUUCUCCGGAAGCUAUAUCACGACCAUUGGGGUGGAUUUCAAGAUACGCACAGUUGUGAUUAACGGCGAACGGGUGAAGCUGCAAAUCUGGGACACGGCCGGACAGGAGCGGUUUAGGACGAUCACCAAUACCUAUUACCGGGGUACACACGGCGUCAUCGUGGUGUACGACGUGACCAAUGGCGAAUCUUUCGGAAACGUGAAACGUUGGCUGCAGGAGAUCGAAUCUAACUGUGACAUAGUCAAUAAAGUACUAGUUGGCAACAAAAAUGACGACCCAACGCGCAAGGUAGUUACCACGGAAGAUGCGGAGCGUUUCGCCAACCAGAUGGAGAUCAAGCUGUUCGAAACAUCCGCCAAAGAUAACAUCAACGUGGAGGAAAUGUUCCUCGCCAUCACCGAGCAGGUACUGAGGCACAAGAAGCAAACGCAGAAACAGCAGCAAUCGGAAACGAGCAACGAUACGGUACAGCUGAAAAAGGGUACUCACAAAAAGAAGAACAAAUGCUGCUAAUGGUGGUGCGAUCGAUUGCGAGGCGUCCUUUCUUUGGCUUAUUUGCGCUGUGACAUCCCAUCGGGUGUGGGGGGAAUGGGGGGGAGGGCGUAGGAUCGGUUACUUUCUUUCCGUUUCUGUAACAUAAUCACUGCAGCUACUACCGCCUCAAACAAUUUGCCGCCAGCGAAAAUUUUUAGAAAGCGAGUGAGGAAAGCUCGUGCGUUUUAUCGUAGCUGUUCGCGGGUAGUAAUGCGCGCAAAAAAACAACAACAACUAGAGAAUGAUUAGGAUCGAUUCCAAAAGCAUUUUAGUGGCACACCACCGCCACAGGGUGAAUAGCGGUGGUGGUUGCGGUUGUCUACCGGAUGGCACCGUACAUGAUAUUGAUUGGCCUCGAUAGUAUUGAACCUAAGAGACUGGAAAAGGCUGGCUGCGUUCUCGGUGAGCGCACUGACUUUUGUCCGCGUUGAGUUGAGCAAAGAACCAAAAGCGCACCAUUCCACACGCGACACGUUGUGGGUUAUUUUGUUGCAAUACCUCCCAAUCCCUUACCAAUCUCGACAACAAGAGAGUAAAAAAAAACAAAAAGAAAACCCACCACCAAACCAACCAGCUGCCGGCAAAUAGGCAUCCAAGAAGCAACACAUUUCUCAUCGUUCUCUCCAGCAAAAACCCUUAUAAGCGUAAUGUGUAACAGUAAUAAUAAUUAUUAUUAUUUUGAUAAUUGUAAAA